AUGGUUUAUCUCGUAUCAUUUGAACCUGCUAUUAUUGUUGACCUAAAUUAUGGAAGAAUAUCAAAAAAUUUCGAUUCUGGAAUUCUACUGGAUGUUGCUUGCUCACCACUAUCGAAAAUCUGCUACAAUGUUUAUGAUAUCAUUGAAUCAUCUAACACUAAAAGUGGAAUUCGCGUUUUGGGCCUUAAAGACAGUCAGAAAGGUUUUGAAACAAUGGUUCCAUUAAUUGCGCCGAAGAAUGCGAAUUCCGCGUAUUCUGAUACUCGGAUAUGGAAGAUCGAUCACAGCCAUCUUAAAUUGCAGUACACUGCUUCACUGAUAACUGCAUCUUUCGUAACUUCAUCACUACCUUAUUUGUUGGGGACUGCAAUGGAAGGGAAAAUGAUACUAAUUGGCUUAGGUGGAGGAAGUGAACGUUAUGACACGAUUAUUAUCGAUGCUUGCUCUAAUAAUUCUAUUUUGCCUUGUCCUUCUGAGCAAUUUGCAAACAAUAAUUUUAUUGAAUUACUUUCAAAGUAUCUUAUGAAGCCUUCAGGUAGCCUUGUGGUUAAUAUUCUAAAUCUCAGUAAUGAUGAUAGUCACCACGAUAUGAUUGUUGCUGCAUUUCGAAAGCACUUUCGCAGUUGCGUCACUAUUCGUUUAAAACAGGAGUUGAAUAUUAUAUUAACUUGUGUAUUAUAUAAUUUAGAUGAUUUGCCUGCAAAAUAUGGUAAUGAUUUCGCGAAACGUUUUGAAAAAAUUUGGCAUUAUUUUGGAUUUUCAUUAGAAUCAACUUUUCAAGAUCCAAUAUUAGAAAACAAUUAG
Dracunculus medinensis (Guinea worm) is the source of this 804-nucleotide messenger RNA. The record is from the annotation of a GenBank genome assembly. NCBI's taxonomy places the organism in Eukaryota, Metazoa, Nematoda, Chromadorea, Rhabditida, Dracunculidae.